AUGCCUCCUCCACCUCCCCUUCCCAAGAGUGUUCUGGGUCGCCACCGUCUCUUGGCACCCUCGGCCUCGGUGCGUGUCAGUCCAUUAUCGCUGGGUGGCAUGAGUCUGGGCAACAACUGGAAGGGCAUGAUGGGUGAAUGUACCAAGGAGCAGGCAUUCGAGCUCCUGGACGCAUACUAUGACCUAGGCGGUAACUUCAUUGACACCGCGAACAUGUACCAAUUUGGUCAAAGUGAGGAAUGGAUCGGCGAGUGGCUCCAGAAGACGGGCCGGCGAUCCGAGAUCGUGCUCACCACCAAGUACACAUUAUCACCGAUCUUCGGCAAAGCUGUGCAGCAGAGCAACUAUGGUGGAACGGGCACUAAGAGUAUGCGUGUGGCCAUCGACGACAGCAUGAAGCGUCUCCAGGUGGAUUACAUCGAUAUUUACUAUGUCCACGCCUGGGACUUUGCUACCUCUAUCCCUGAGCUGAUGCAAUCGCUCAAUGUCCUCGUCCAGCAGGGCAAGGUCCUCUAUCUGGGAAUCAGCGAUACGCCCGCUUGGGUCGUUUGCAAGGCUAACGCUUAUGCGCGCGAGCAUGGUCUUCGUCCUUUCUCAGUUUACCAGGGUCGGUAUAAUGCUAUGAUGCGUGAUCUCGAGCGCGAUAUCAUCCCUAUGUGUCGGGAUGAGGGCAUGGCUAUUCACCCGUGGGGUGUACUCGGCAGUGGAUACUUCCGCUCACCUGAUGCUGCCCCUAAGGAAGGAGGUCGUCAAACACCCAACGUCAAGACGGGCCGCGAAGAGCAAGUGUCAGCUGCCCUGGAUAAGGUCGCCAAGCGCCACGAUGUUCCUAUCACGUCCGUCGCGCUCGCAUAUGCCAUGCAAAAGUCUCCCUACAUCUUCCCUAUGAUCGGUGGAAACAAAAUCUCUCAACUCCAGGCCAAUGUUGAGGCUUUAAGCCUGGAGCUCACCCCCGAAGAUAUCGCAGAGAUUAAUAGGGGCUACGACUUUGAUCUUGGCUGGCCCCACAACUUCCUCAACUUGGCUGGGUUUAUGCCUGAGGGUCCACAGCACGUCUAUUUCCUCGCGGGCUUGGGUCAUUUCGAUUAUGUUGAGCCUACAGUUGCAAUCAGGCCUAAGAAGUAG
Molecule: messenger RNA, 1125 nt
Organism: Penicillium pulvis
Lineage: Eukaryota; Fungi; Ascomycota; Eurotiomycetes; Eurotiales; Aspergillaceae
Exons: 4
Coding region: 1-1125 (374 amino acids)
Source: RefSeq, a predicted model, not a curated record